Messenger RNA from Strongylocentrotus purpuratus (purple sea urchin), 3536 nucleotides. Its product is annotated as YY1-associated factor 2. The record is from RefSeq and is a predicted model, not a curated record. Bases 91 to 540 code for a protein of 149 amino acids. Gene Ontology annotation, molecular function: DNA binding; transcription coregulator activity. Gene Ontology annotation, cellular component: nucleus. The transcript has 4 exons. Lineage: Eukaryota; Metazoa; Echinodermata; Echinoidea; Camarodonta; Strongylocentrotidae. Gene Ontology annotation, biological process: positive regulation of DNA-templated transcription.
GACCUGCUUCUGGAAGACAGACUAGUUUAGAAGCACAAAAGUCAGACUCAAAGUCAGAAACUGGGUAAAAUUUGCCCUUAAAUUGCGGUCAUGGAGGGAAAGCGUUCAUCUUCAGGGAGACAGAAACGAGUGUCCCGCUCUCCAGAAGCCAACUACUGGGACUGUAGUGUCUGCACUUAUCGUAAUCGAUCAGAGGCAUUCAAAUGUGAGAUGUGUGAUGUCAGAAAAGGCACUUCUACUCGUAAGCCACGUUUGAAUGCACAGCUAGUCGCUCAACAGAGAGCCCAGCAAUUCAUGGCCCCUGGGACUGGUCUACAUCAACCAAAGCAUCUCAGAAAACAAGGUCUAAGUCAAAGGAAAAACAGACCAAGAUUAAAAAAUGUUGACCGAAGUACUGCCAUAUCAACUCAGGUUGUGGUCAACGAUGUGCCAGUGAUCAUCACAGAGUAUAGAGAAAAGGCCCAUACAAAAGUUUCACCAGACUCUGAUGAUAACACCUCAUCUGGCGAUCAAACAACUAAUAAUGUGAAUGGAGUGUAACCGCCAGCCGCUUGGGUGCUUUUUCUUUUUUUGUAUGACUGAAUUGAUUGAUAACUGAAAGGUUAAAAAACUAGAGAAUGGAGGAAUGACUUUGAUAUGCUGCUUUUCCUGCAAUGUGGGUAAGUUAUGAUGAUGAGUUGGGAUUUAAGGGAAAGGUAGCUUGUAUGGUGCUCUAAACAUGUAUCAUUUGGAUGGUUAUUUGUAUACAUUAUUGUUGUAACAAACUCUUCUUAUGUUAACAGCUAUUAAUUGUAGAUGUAUGUCUUGGAAUAGAGGAAUAUACAUUGUAUGUUUACCAUAAUCUUGUGUCACAAAACCAUAUUUUGUCAGAGUUGCUGUAGUUGAAGGAAUAGUACAUGUAGUCCAUAAAUCUUCAGGGAUUGUCUGACACAGAUCUGGCUGUAAGGUAAUGACUUUCAAAAUAGUAGUUAAACGCAGCACCCUUUCAGAUUACAUAGUGCUUGUUGUGAGAUAGAUCUUAAGGUGGUGCCAUAAAUGUAUAUUUCUCUGUUAAGUCAAAAAUAACAUUUGUACAUACGUGUAGGAAGAGGAGAUAAUUAGCUCUUGCCACAAAAAAUAAGUUUUUUUCCUGACCUUCUUUUUCUAUCAGAUUUAACCCUAGCAUCAAUAAAUAUGCAAAGAUAAAUCUACCAUAAAUUGUGGUGUACUUGUAGAAUAUAUUGAACGAGAUUUGAUUUUUAAAUUUUAAUUUUGAUAGAUGAAAGAUGACUAAAGCAGAAGAUGAAUGAAAGCUGACCUGAAUGAAGUUUUGUUGUAUUUCAGUCAUUUUGACUUUGGAGUUAUGAGUUGGGAAACUCCUGUGUACAUACUUUUUAGUAAAAGAUAAAAUCAUUCCUUUUGCCAUGUUUAAGCAUACAUGUAGAAGCAUGGAAACUCAAGAUUAGUUGAAGGAAAAUGAAACCCAACAAACUUUAGCUGACAGCCUUUUUACAAAUUAUGAGCCAUUGUAAAGUACAUGUACAUGUAUCUUGAAAUUGCUCCUAUUCAAUUACUUAGCAAAGAAAACAAUCUCUUUAAAAAUAUUUUCACUAGCUGACAGUUUUGAAUAUGAUUAUCAGCUAAUGUUUGUUGGGUUUCAUUCUCCUUGAAAUUAUUUAUUAUAUACUAGGUGAGAUGUAAUAUUCAUAUUUUUUAUAGGAUGACAUAUUUUUCCUUGUUCUAGGACUUAAAAGGUAUAGUACACAAAAAAUUGUCUGUCUCUCAGAAGAAAUCUUCCCAAUUACUGGUGUACUCUAUUUGUUGAAAUUGUGAAAACAACCUUUCCUCUGAACUAUUGCUCUAGUGAGGUUCUCAUGGUGGAACGAGACACAUGAUAUUUGUUGAUAGAUUAGUGUGAUAUAAGAAACUAUGACAUGCAAGAAGCUCUUGUCAAAGUUGUAUGUGCUGCACAAUGGUGGAUUUCAUUCACUCAAACCAAGUGUAAAUGGGGAGAAUUUUUAUUUUGUACAUAAUAUAGAUUUUACUCUCAUAUCCUUUAAGUCCUUGUUUUUCCUACAUAGGUUAAAGGUAAUAUAAACCCCUUUUUUAUUUAAAGAGAAAAACUAAUAUUUCAUGAUGUUAACGAUGCAAUUAGCUACAUGUACUGUAAUGUUUAAAACCAUCCAUCUGAGCAUCUGUGACUGAAUAUUUCUCUAUUGUAAAUAAUAUAGACUUAUUUUUUGCUGUAAAUAGCUAAAUUUGCUAGACUGCCGGACUCUGGCCUAUGUAGAUGACUAUAUAUUAGAAGCUGAUCUAGUGUUGUUGUUUUGUUUUUCAAAUGAAUUGAGUGCACAAAGAUUUAUGUCACUUUAAAUGAAAUUGUUAAUUAGAUACUGUAGGCUGGUGCUGCAUUUCGUCCACUUUGUUAAGUAGUUGUAUAUUUGUCUGCAUGAAUUCUUAGGAUUUUGUUUCUGGGAAAGCUUCACUGAAAAUUUUAUUGUGGUUUGAUGAAAAGAUCAGGUUUCAAACAGUAGAAUACUCAGAUUUUUGUCUUGCUGCAACAACAGUCUGUUGAAAGUAAAGAAAAUAUAAUCAUUAAAUUGUGACAAUUAUAUAGUUUUGCUAUCAAGGUUGCAUUUCCCUUUAAGCUUGAAAGAAUGAGGAUUAAUCAGCAGUUUAAUUUGUUGACAAAGAGUCUUGUAAGCUGUGUAUGAUGAUAUGAUUAUUUGUGCUUUUAUUUAACCAUGCAAAUGCUGACUAUUACCAGAGUAAAACAAUUAUCUUAGAUUAUUCUAACACCAUAAUAGUUUACAUUAGAUUGAAAUAUUUUGAACGGUGUAAACAAAAAUCAGGGUUUUUUAGGGUUUGAUUUAGCAUUGAUUUCAGGUGUCCUGUUAUGUUUAUACCUAGUUUGUUUGGUGCAAAGUAGACUUAAAUGUUUUUUAUGACAAUCAUGCUACAUGGACUUCUACAUACAUUCAUGUGUAUCCAUCUCUGUUCAUUUAUUUGGGCCUCGGAUCUUAACAUCUAUCAGUUCAUCUAUUUUCAUGUUUUCACGACUGGCAGUGUAAUAAGCAAGGAGAUAGUAGUGAAGAUUUUGAAAUAACAAGAGAACAUAGAUAUACGUAUCAAGAAAAGAAAAUGCUAGGCCAAGUAAAAUUGGUUUCUAGUUUCUAGUCCCAACAUGCUUUCACUUUGAAUGUUUCUUUUUUUUAAAUUUAAUUUACACCCUGUACAAUGUUAUUUUAUUUUAUUGAAAAAAUAAUAUUUUGAUACCAGUAAGUUGUUUUUGUUAAAAAAGUACCGAUAUAGUGCAAAAGUACCAUAAAAAAUAUAUUGAAGUUUUGUGUUGAAUUAACCCAAAUGAUUUGUGUAUACAUGGAAAAUAUUAAUUGUUGAAUUAAAUGAUAUUGGGACAAGAAAUUAUGAACGAUUUUAAUUUUUUUCAACACUUUUGAUAAUGAUUCAAGUGAUAAGAGAGAAUUUCAAAUAAGUAAAUUACACAUUUUUGUUAUGUUCACUUGGUUGUAAUGUACAUUCAGGGUAAUAAAUAGUUU